ACUCAUCGGGGGGUGACCAAGGAAUUUGAGAUGACAGGAGAAAACCACAAAUUCGAUAGGAUAAUGUUUUGACAUAGGCCUCCUGUUCACAUAUUGAGUAAGUUUGUCGUUGUUUUCCGAAGCCUCACUUUUGCAUCAACGCUAUCCAGCACAAAGUUGCUUGGAAAGGCAUGCGUUUUUUUGUCAGCCGAAAGAAUGACUACAUUCAAAGCAAGUCCGUCACCGCCUGUUCUACCAAAGCCGGAGGGAGGGCGGAUAAAGGCAAAUCAUACUGUCAUACCUACUACUGGGAAAGAUGAUAAAGUGGCAGAACUGCCGGUGCUGAGAGAGAAAGGGACCGAUCGGUCCAAGAUGCAGCUUGUCCCACUGCAGAAUGAUUAUAUCCCAGAUGAACUCAUGGACACUCUUACUUCAACCAUCUAUCCCCCAAACAGACUGGGAUCCUCAAAGCGAAGCAAGACCCCCCCGAAAAAGAUCCAUGGAAUACGACACACAGAUGCGGUUUGGCAUCAUGCUGUUGGCCGUAAAAAAUACAAAUAUUUUCUUGACCAACCAACAUCGUUGACUGGAGCUGGCAGAGAUAUCUCCUUCCUGUGUGACGCCAUGGCAACCCAGAGAGAGAGGAUCCCCCUGCCACCCAUGGCUGAGAGGAACUCCACUAAUACACAGGGGAUUCAGAAGGACUUGAAGCACAUGGAGACUCUGAUCCCAGAAGAGUUUCACAUUGUGAAAAACAAAGGGGUUCAGGCCCUGGAAUGCUUUGACGAUAAAUUCACAGUACUGCUGGAGGACGAUAAAAAGAUGCUUAAAGUCUUCCCAUCCAUGAAGCCCAGUGGUAGGCUGGAGGCUGUCCAACUGAUGAAGGUGAUGGAUGAGAUGAUGGACCGAGCAGGGGUCAACCAGGAGUACAGUGAACUGACUGGACUCUCACAGAUGCAAGGCCUGCUGGAGCUGGUGCGAGUGGAGCAGAACAUCUACAACAUCGUGUUCCACGAGCUGAUCCGACAGGUCAGUGUGGAGUGUGCAGAGAGAGGACAUCUCCUCGCCAAACUCAGAGAGAGGUAUGUGGCCCUGUUGGAUCGUAUCCCCCGGCAACUGAAGGGCCUCCACACGGAGACCCUGGCCCAGAGAGCGCUGGACCGACGUCUCACCGAGGAGAUCAUCUGCUUCAAGGGCUCCCUGACCCAGCUUAACAAAGAGCUGUGCAGCAUGAGGGAGCAUGAUGAGUAUGUGACCAAUCAGGGAGCGAGGGCACAGCAGCAGCUCGCCAAAGCUCUGGAACAAUCUCAGAAGAACUCAGACAUGGUAGGGGAAUACCACAACCUGUACGAGAUGCAGAGGCACCGGUUAGAGAGCCAGGUGGACCGGCUGACCGACGAGAAAGACCUCUGGAGCAAGGUCACCUACAACCUGGCUCUCAAGGUGAUCAAGGUGAACAAUCUGCACCUGGCCAACAAGCUCCACGUGAGCGAGCAGACCUGGACCAAGACGGCCGAGCACUUCACAGUCUUCCUCAUGUCGAAGGACUCUGAGGACAUGAACCACAUCAUUCAGCUGACAGAGCAGUGGAAGGAGCUCAUGACUGGCUUCGUGCAGCGUCUGAGCGAGGCCGAGUUCAGGCAGUGUGAGAAGAUCCAGGAAGUCCAGGCCGACAUCGUCACGUGUCACGCCUGCUUGAGCACCAACGUCAAGAUUCCAGAUCCCAAAUUAGAGAAAUCCUUCGAAGAAGAAAUAUAUGAUAACUUGAAAAAGUGGUCCAACGAGUUCAGCGUGCAGUGCGAGCGCUAUGGGGGCGAGGAGCUCAUCUCCUGCCAGGAGAACCUCACCCUGCUGGCCCAGCUGCAGGACUCCUGGGGGGAGGUGGGCCUGGAGCUCUUCAGGAGACAUCCAGCCCCGGACGGAGCACCCCCUAGGGGCCAGGAGGCCAUGAGGGAGCUGGCCAGCAAUGUGUCUGAGCUGCACAAACAGCUCGACACACGCAUUAACGGGGAGAGCGGCAUCCACAAGCAACUGAUGGCCCUGGCCGGGGUGAUGGACUCGUGGGCCACCAAGCUGAAGGUCCUGAUUGGACGUGCGGAGGUGCUGCCUCACUGUGAUUGUUUGAAGCUAGAGAAGGAGCUGGAGAGCUGGAUGAAGGUGGGAGAGGAGGCUCUGGUGUUAGUGGCAAGCACCCAGCCAGACAGCGGGGGGAACAAGAAGAAAGCACACAUCAAGAUAGAGAUUGAUGACGUGUUCAACUCCAUUCGAGAGUUUGUCUCCACCCAGUCCAACUUCUUUGACUGUGAGAACCAGAGGCUUUGUGAGGAGGUGAGCUCGAUCCACACGGCUCUGACUCGCUGGAUGGUGGACCUACUGCUCCAGAUGGUUCCGGACCAGUGUGACGAACAGGAGCCCCUGCCGGUGACGGGCCCUGGGCCCCAGGCCCUCAAGGAGGCCUCCAUGAAGCAGCUGGAGGAGGACGCCAGGAGCCUGGCGCAGGAGCUCCUCUACUUCUCUAAGUACAUGACCAGCUCCUGCCAGGAUAUCGUGGAGGAGGACAUCCAGAAGAGGACCAUGGCUCACGACGACACCGACAACGAGCUGUACGAACUCAACAAGCUGCAGAGGGAGUGUGACGAGUGGAAGGACGCCUGUAAGAUCCUGCUGUCGGAUGUCAAAGGCAGCCCCGUGGACCUGCGUGUCACCUCAAACCUGGUCCCCACGUCCGCCACUGAUAUACUUCCUACCCCGUCAGUCAGCGUGGAGUCUAAUGUCCACAGACCUGAGGAAGACGAGGAAGACUCUGGAAGGUCACAGGUGGAAGAGACCAGUCGCCUAGCUGAUGUAAACAACCCUGAGGGGGAGUCAGAGAGCCAAGAAGAGGCCGUGCAGGAAGGCAGCCAGGGAGGCUGCAUCAUGAAGCUGAUAGGACACGAUGGCUACGUCAUCGAACAAACCCUGGGAGAGGACAGGGUCCAUCUGGGGCAGACUGAGGAGAUGGUCAUCAGUCCGCACACGGUGAACGCUCACCGGGCUUUCGACGCCCUGGCCACGGUGGGACUCCUGCAGACGCAGCUGCUGGAGAUGGAGGCGCGUGCCCAGGGGGCUGAGGAGCGGGCUCAGAAGGCAGAGGAGGAUCUCCAGGCUGCUCUGGAGAAGAUCCAGGACAUGGAGAGACAGCUGCAGGGCAGGCCCAGCUUGGAGCCCAAAGUGAGUAAGAAACCUGUGGCUGUCACAUCCCAAAAGAUGGAGUCCCCUCCUGCUCCCAAACCAGCCAGUCAGAAGCCCGAACACAGCCCUAAACCCUCCAGGCCCAGGAAACGCUGAUCCCAGACCAGCAUUCAUAGUGUUAGUGUGAUACACGACUUGACUAAACCUCUGAUGAGUUAGUAUUUGAAGUGUUGAAUUUUUAAAAGGUCUGACCAUAUGACUAUUUAUUUAAGUGCCUCUUCUUGUUCUGUUUUUCGUUAGGCCUUUGUUGCAUUUGUCAUGUCAUUGAAAUAGUUGAGUGUAGUUGGAGUCAAUAGUUGGAGUGGCGUGAACUAUUAUCUUAUGUUGAUUUGUGGAACAUCCGAUUAUGAUCGGGUGAUUUUGCAGCAUAUCAUGACAAUAAUACAAACAAAAUAACAACUGAUUUAUUUUGAUGUAAAAAUUUAAACUGUCACAUGG
Molecule: messenger RNA, 3648 nt
Organism: Hypomesus transpacificus
Lineage: Eukaryota; Metazoa; Chordata; Actinopteri; Osmeriformes; Osmeridae
Gene: axdnd1
Product: axonemal dynein light chain domain containing 1
Exons: 26
Coding region: 196-3306 (1036 amino acids)
Source: RefSeq, a predicted model, not a curated record